AUGAUAGCGUCCACCCCAGAGGUUUCCAUUGCUGUGAUCGGCGCUGGCGGCGUUGGAUCCGUCUUCCUCCAGCAACUCGCCUGGGUGGCCAAGAACAAGACCUCGCACAGUCUGAGACUCGUCUACGUCGCCAUCAUCGACAAGGCCCUCUACCACGCCGAUUAUGCAUCUAUCGACAUUGACUCUGCUGUUCCGACGCUCGAAGAAAAGGGUGGACCACUACCUACAAUCCCCCAAACCAUCGAGUAUCUGACUGGUGCACCUGGAAAGGUCAUUGUCGUCGACAACACCAGCAGCCAGGCAGUCGCCGAGGCGUAUCCUUCGUUCCUUACCAAGGGUUUCAGUGUCGUUACUCCCAACAAGAAGGCUUUCUCUGGAAGCUGGAAGUUGUGGCAAGACAUCUUUACUGCUGAGGGCACUGUUGGUUCCAUGGUGUACCACGAGUGCUCGGUUGGCGCUGCUUUGCCAAUAAUCUCGACAUUGAAGGAACUUAUCGCGACUGGUGACGAGAUUACUCGCAUCGAAGGCGUGUUUAGCGGCACAAUGUCAUACCUGUUCAACAACUUUGCCCCUAUUCAGGGAACUGGUGGGAAGUGGUCAGAUGAGGUCAAAAAGGCGAAGCAGUUGGGGUAUACCGAGCCUGAUCCUCGUGAUGACCUUAAUGGCCUCGAUGUCGCCCGCAAGAUCACCAUCCUCGCCCGGUUAGCUGGUCUUCCCAUUGAGUCCGCAACAGCUUUCCCUGUCCAGAGCCUCAUCCCCAAGGAGCUAGAGAGUGCAAAGAGCGGCGAAGAAUUUCUUCAAAGACUCCCCGACUUUGACUCACAGAUGAACCAGCAUAAGGAAGCUGCUGAGAAGUCCGGCAAGGUGGUGCGGUUCAUCGGUUCCAUCGACGUCGCGACAAAGCAGCUGAGGGUUGGCCUCGAGGCAUUUGACAAGUCGCACCCCAUUGCUUCACUCAAGGGAAGUGACAAUAUCAUCAGCUUCUAUACUAAGCGAUACGGCGAACUGCCCUUGAUUGUUCAGGGUGCUGGCGCAGGUGGUCCUGUUACGGCUAUGGGCGUGUUGGGUGAUCUUCUCAAGGUGCUUGCAAGGAUAGCAUAG
Molecule: messenger RNA, 1101 nt
Organism: Fusarium keratoplasticum
Lineage: Eukaryota; Fungi; Ascomycota; Sordariomycetes; Hypocreales; Nectriaceae
Product: Homoserine dehydrogenase
Exons: 2
Coding region: 1-1101 (366 amino acids)
Biological process (GO): aspartate family amino acid biosynthetic process; L-homoserine biosynthetic process
Molecular function (GO): homoserine dehydrogenase activity; aspartate kinase activity; NADP binding
Source: RefSeq, a predicted model, not a curated record